This is a messenger RNA of Musa acuminata AAA Group (dessert banana), 2351 nucleotides long. RefSeq names its product protein EXECUTER 2, chloroplastic-like. The transcript has 11 exons. Lineage: Eukaryota; Viridiplantae; Streptophyta; Magnoliopsida; Zingiberales; Musaceae. Gene Ontology annotation, biological process: response to singlet oxygen; singlet oxygen-mediated programmed cell death. Gene Ontology annotation, cellular component: thylakoid membrane. The record is from RefSeq and is a predicted model, not a curated record. Bases 48 to 2030 code for a protein of 660 amino acids.
CCCUAAUCCUCUUAUCCGGCAACAGGGGAUCUAGUGUAGCGAGAGAGAUGUCGUUGACGAACUCGUGGGCCGCGGCAGCGCCGCCGCCUCCGGGACCUCUUCUCCGUCCUCCGAAACUCGAACCGUCAUCGGGGGAGCUGCGCUUCCUUAGCCUCGCCGCCCCGUCUCCCCGGCGCCCCGCCCUGAGGAGAAACCGUGGCCCUCCCGCCCUCUCUUGUCAGCGCGGCGACUUUGCCUCCAACAACACCACCAGCGGCGGCGGCGGUGGAAUCUGCUCCGAUUGGGAUUGGAACCGUUGGAACCAACAUUUCUCCGAGACCGACCAGGCCGAGAGCUUUUCCUCUCUUCUCAAGUUUCAACUUGAAGAAGCUGUUGAAAGGGAAGAUUUUCUGGAAGCUGCCAAAUUGAAAGCAGCUAUUGCAGAAGCAACAUCAAAGGACACUGUUGCAGAAGUUAUGUCUGAGUUGAAGUAUGCUAUAGAAGAAGAGCGUUAUCAUGAUGCAUCAAGAUUAUGUAUGCUUUCUGGGAGUGGACUGGUUGGUUGGUGGGCAGGCUGGGCAAAGGAUUCUGGUGAUCCUUUUGGCAGAAUAGUCAGGAUAACCCCUGCUGUUGGAAGAUACAUAGCCAAGAGUUACAGUCCAAGGCAACUGCUAAGUGGAUCUUCAGGAACACCAUUAUUUGAAAUAUUUCUUGUCAAAGAUGAUGAUGGUAAAUUUUUAACACAGGUAGUAGCACUGCAGCCAGUUAAAGAAACUUCAACCUUGUCUACUUCAUCACCGUCGAGAGGCAUAGAUGACACACCCAUAUCACCUUCUCUGAAAUCAUCCAUCAAAGUUAGUCCAACUACUGAUGAGGUUGGAAGUGAAAGUAGCAAAGAUUCAGAAGAAGAAAACAAAAAGGAUGCAGCUAAGAUCAGGAAUGUAGAUAAUGUCAUUAAUAAGGAUUCUGAUGAAGAAGGGCUGAAGAGCAUUAUAAAUUUUUUCAAGGAAAGAAUUCCUGGUUUCAAUGUUAAUUUAGCAAACAACUCUGUCCAAGAGGAAAUUAAGAUGGAUGCAGAAUCGUCAGAGCAGUUGGUGCAGGAAGAUGAUGAGAAGGAUGGGUCUCCUGAAUAUUCCAUUAAUGAUGACAGUAAAUCAGAAAAUAGUCAGGGAGAGAUGCUUCCCGAUGGUGAGGAUGCUGACUUAGCCAAUAAAAGUAAAGAUAUGGCUGUGAAGCUUUUUGUUGGUGGAGUUCUUCAUAACAAAGAUGAUUCCAUGACAAAGUCAUAUAAACGUAUUCCUGCAGAAAUGAAAGAUGUGGAGAAGGGCUCAUUCACAUUGUAUCUUCUUGGGCAAAGUUCUGAUCCACAUAUUGUAGAAAGAAAGCCUGAAAAAAUCAGGGUUGCUGCUGUUGCUACUCAAUCAGCCUCAGAUCUUAUGCCUCCCGAUGUUGCAAAUGCAUUCUUCAGUUCGGACAAAGCAAUUUCAAAGGUCUCUGAAGAAGUUCGUGAGGUUAUCAAGCUUGCAAUUAGCCACGCUCAGAGAAGAAAUAAACUUUCAAAAACUACUGUUUUUAAUCGAAUCAUUACUGACAAUAAAAGCUUGGAUCCUUUUGAUGGCUUGUAUGUGGGUGCUUUUGGUCCCUAUGGUGUUGAGGUGGUACAGAUACAGCGCAAAUAUGGUCAUUGGAAUGGUACUGAUGAAUUGGGUUCUGACAUAGAGUUCUUUGAGUAUGUUGAAGCAGUAAAAUUGACUGGGGAUCUAAAUGUUCCAGCUGGCCAGGUGACUUUUCGUGCUAAAAUUGGGAAGGGAAAUCGUCGAUCCAAUCGUGGGAUGUAUCCAGAGGAGCUUGGUGUGGUUGCAAGUUACAAAGGCCAGGGUAGAAUAGCAGAACCUGGUUUUAAAAAUCCACAGUGGGUUGAUGGAGAAUUGCUUCAGUUUAAUGGCAAGGGUUUGGGGCCAUACGUCCGAGGCACAGAGCUUGGUUUUCUCUAUGUUGUACCCGAGCAGAAAUUUCUGGUCUUGUUUGAGCGGUUGAAACUCCCCGAUUAAUGCUAUCAUGCAGAUCGAAAUUUGCAUCCAGAUAUAAGCAAGACUCCUCCGGAACGGCUUCAGUAAACUGGCUUUUGAUCGAUAAAGGUUUUUAUCUCAUUCUACAUGCCAGGAAAUGGUUGUUCAUAUGUCAGCUAAUAUGAUUAGCUCCUGAUGUUGUGUUCUAGUUCCAAGUGAGGAUCUGAUAGAAAGGCUGUUCUAGUUCCCAAGAAGAUCUGAUGGAAAGGUUUUCUUUCCUAUAGAUUCUUUUCUUGUCGUACACAAGGCAUGUAAUUUUUUUGUUUUAUGUUUCCUAAAUAUGUUGAUAAUGUUUUCACUUCA